This is a messenger RNA of Rana temporaria (common frog), 4780 nucleotides long. Its product is annotated as non-receptor tyrosine-protein kinase TNK1-like. The coding region runs from base 2083 to 4227 and encodes 714 amino acids. Gene Ontology annotation, cellular component: signaling receptor complex. The record is from RefSeq and is a predicted model, not a curated record. The transcript has 14 exons. Gene Ontology annotation, molecular function: ATP binding; transmembrane receptor protein tyrosine kinase activity; protein binding. Lineage: Eukaryota; Metazoa; Chordata; Amphibia; Anura; Ranidae. Gene Ontology annotation, biological process: multicellular organism development; cell surface receptor protein tyrosine kinase signaling pathway; protein phosphorylation.
GGAGAGUCUGAAAGGACAAGAGACUGAAAGUCCAGCAUUACAGGAGAUUUCAAGGACAGGAUCACAAGAGACUGCACACAGCUCCAGAGACUGCAGGGAGAAAAUCACAAGAGACUGCACACAGCUCCAGAGACUGCAGGGAGAAAAUCACAAGAGACUGCACACAGCUCCAGAGACUGCAGGGAGAAAAUCACAAGAGACUGCAGGGAGAAAAUCACAAGAGACUGCACACAGCUCCAGAGACUGCAGGGAAAAAAUCACAAGAGACUGCACACAGCUCCAGAGACUGCAGGGAUAAAUUCACAAGAGACUGCACACAGCUCCAGAGACUGCAGGGAUAAAUUCACAAGAGACUGCACACAGCUCCAGAGACUGCAGGGAGAAAUUCACAAGAGACUGCAGGGAGAAAAUCACAAGAGACUGCACACAGCUCCAGAGACUGCAGGGAAAAAAUCACAAGAGACUGCACACAGCUCCAGAGACUGCAGGGAGAAAAUCACAAGAGACUGCACACAGCUCCAGAGACUACAGGGAUAAAUUCACAAGAGACUGCACACAGCUCCAGAGACUGCAGGGAUAAAUUCACAAGAGACUGCACACAGCUCCAGAGACUGCAGGGAGAAAAUCACAAGAGACUGCACACAGCUCCAGAGACUACAGGGAUAAAUUCACAAGAGACUGCACACAGCUCCAGAGACUGCAGGGAAAAAAUCACAAGAGACUGCACACAGCUCCAGAGACUGCAGGGAGAAAAUCACAAGAGACUGCACACAGCUCCAGAGACUACAGGGAUAAAUUCACAAGAGACUGCACACAGCUCCAGAGACUGCAGGGAUAAAUUCACAAGAGACUGCACACAGCUCCAGAGACUGCAGGGAUAAAUUCACAAGAGACUGCACACAGCUCCAGAGACUACAGGGAUAAAUUCACAAGAGACAGCACACAGCUCCAGAGACUGCAGGGAGAAAAUCACAAGAGACUGCACACAGCUCCAGAGACUGCAGGGAGAAAAUCACAAGAGACUGCACACAGCUCCAGAGACUGCAGGGAGAAAAUCACAAGAGACUGCACACAGCUCCAGAGACUACAGGGAUAAAUUCACAAGAGACUGCACACAGCUCCAGAGACUGCAGGGAGAAAAUCACAAGAGACUGCACACAGCUCCAGAGACUGCAGGGAUAAAUUCACAAGAGACUGCACACAGCUCCAGAGACUGCAGGGAGAAAUUCACAAGAGACUGCAGGGAGAAAAUCACAAGAGACUGCACACAGCUCCAGAGACUGCAGGGAAAAAAUCACAAGAGACUGCACACAGCUCCAGAGACUGCAGGGAGAAAAUCACAAGAGACUGCACACAGCUCCAGAGACUACAGGGAUAAAUUCACAAGAGACUGCACACAGCUCCAGAGACUGCAGGGAUAAAUUCACAAGAGACUGCACACAGCUCCAGAGACUGCAGGGAUAAAUUCACAAGAGACAGCACACAGCUCCAGAGACUGCAGGGAGAAAAUCACAAGAGACUGCACACAGCUCCAGAGACUGCAGGGAGAAAAUCACAAGAGACUGCACACAACUCCUGAGACUGCAGGGAGAAAAUCACAAGAGACUGCACACAACUCCUGAGACUGCAGGGAGAAAAUCACAAGAGACUGCACAUAGCUCCAGAGACUGCAGAGAGAAAAUCACAAGAGACUGCACACAGCUCCAGAGACUGCAGGGAGAAAAUCCACAAGAGACUGCACACAGCUCCAGAGACUGCAGGGAGAAAAUCCACAAGAGACUGCACACAGCUCCAGAGACUGCAGGGAGAAAAUCCACAAGAGACUGCACACAGCUCCAGAGACUGCAGGGAGAAAAUCACAAGAGACUGCAAGGACAGGGUCACAAGAGACUGCACGUGGCACUAGAGACCUCGGGGACGGUAUCGGAGAGACGGUUGAGAAAUUGAAGCAGAGACAUCCCCGCCCCAUAGAGCGAUCAUUCCACCCAUCUACGGAGAGACCGCAUGGAGAAAGUGGGGGGAGGAGAGAGCGCGUCAUCACAAUAACAGCUGGAGACAUCCCAGUAUAAAUCAGGUGUGGAGAUGGUGACCGAAGAGGGGAGCGACUGGCUCACCCAACUCUUACGGGAGGUCCAACUUGAACAGUUCUACAAGAGUAUCCGCGAUGAGCUCAAUGUCACCCGACCGGGACACUUCGACUUUGUCAAACCUUUCGACUUGGACCAUAUCGGGAUGGGGAGACCAGCUCAGAGAAGACUCUUAGAAGCUUUAAAGCGAAGGAAGCCGCCCAUCCGCCCCAAAACAUGGAUGUACAAGAUGUUUGCAAACAGAGGCUCUGAGAGCCCCGAAUCACCCUCAGAUCUGGACUCCUCAUCUCCCCCCAACCUAUUGCCCUUUUCUGUGUCGCCCUCCUCCCAUCGUGGGGAAAGUGACUACUCCUUGAAGUGUCUGAUCAAUGACCGAGACCUGCACCUGAUGGAGCGUCUGGGGGAUGGUUGCUUUGGAGUGGUCCGUAGAGGAGAGUGGAGGAUUCCUGGUGGAAGGACAGUGAAUGUUGCUGUGAAAACCCUUCGUACAGAUGCCGGCUCUGACCCUGAAAUUCUUCAGGACUUCCUGCAAGAAGUGAAUUCCAUGUACGCCUUGGAUCACCAACAUCUCAUCCGACUCUACGGGGUGGUUCUGACCCAGCCAAUGAAAAUGGUCACAGAGUUGGCACCUCUCGGCUCUCUACACGAUGCUCUGCGUUCCCGCUAUGGAGCAUAUCCCCUGCAGCUCUUGUGGUCGUACUCCAUCCAGAUCGCCUCUGGAAUGAGCUACCUCGAAAGCCAGAAGUUCAUCCACAGGGACCUGGCAACACGGAAUGUCCUGCUCAUGAGCGAUGAGAUGGUAAAGAUCGGUGAUUUUGGCCUGACAAGAGCGCUGAGGGCGAACGAUGAACAAUACAUCAUGUCUGCUCGCCGCAGGAUACCCUUUGCAUGGUGUUCACCAGAAAGCUUGAAGAUCGGCACCUUCUCUCACUCAUCAGAUGUCUGGAUGUUUGGGGUCACCAUGUGGGAAAUGUUCACCUAUGGACAGGAGCCCUGGUUGGGCCUUGCUGGGAGACAGAUAUUAAUGAAGAUUGACCGAGAAGGAGAGCGAUUGGAACAUCCGGAUGAUUGUCCUCUCGCUUUGUACAACAUCAUGAUGAAGUGUUGGGCGCAAAAACCUGAACAGAGGCCAAAUUUCAGCACUCUCAUCAGCCUUCUCCAAGAUGUGAAACCACAAGAGGUCCGUGUUAUUCAAGAAGUGAACAAUCCCUCUUGGCUGCCCUUGGAUGUUGGGGACGUUGUCACCGUCAUUGAUGUUGGGUCGGACUCUCAGCCCUGGAGAGGACAGAAUCAGCGGACUGUUAGGAUUGGACCAUUCCCCUCUGCCGUCAUCUCCCCAGAGGACUUGUCACGCUCCCGAAACUCUAUCAGCUUGUCCACCAAUCUUGGGAAGAUCUCUCUUGUGGAUGUAGAAAAUAACAAAAGAAUCCGAGUAAAAGAAGGUCAAAGGAGAGCAGGAGGGGGCGCUGCUAGUCGUAUCAAAUCUGAGGAGACGAUGAUGCGUAUGCAACGUCUGUCUAGAAGUUUGGAGUCCCUCUCUGACUUUGACUUAAUGCACAGCAAGCCACAAAGCCACCACACACCCAAGCAACGUGGGCGAGAUCUGGAGAGCAUGACAUCGCCACCUCGCGAGCCAUCCCCAAGAAGAAUGAGCGACCUUCCACCACGGCGCAUGCUGGCCAACAUUCGACCCCUACCUCCUCCCAAGCCGAAAAUGUCGGCUCCUAAGGAUCGGUUCCUUGGCCCCCCUACAGUGGAUCACCCCAUACAACAGAUGAUUCGCAAUAAAGAUAAAUUCCCAUCUCCUUCGAUCCUGGUUCCAGGAGAGACGCACCCAGUCCCUCGUCUGCCGGCAGAAAGUAAAUCCGCGGGGUACAGAGCCAUUACUGCAGAAGCUGAGCUUCAAAAGAAGAUUAAAGAGGUGGAGGAGUGCGUACAUGGAGUGACCACAGAAGAGAGCCGCGAGGCUCUACGCAAUUUUGGAGGGGACGUAACACGGGCGGUGCAGUCUUUAAAGGUGGAGCAGCUGUACAACAUCUGCCGCUUCAGCAAGGAAGAAUGCCAACGCAUCCUGGAUAAAUGCAGGUGGAACCUGGAGUCGGCUUCCCGCUACGUUCUGCGGCGCCCACAACCUCACUGAUGGGACACUUGACAACUCCUGAUUGAAGAUUUUUCCUGCUCAGAGAGCAAUUUAAACGUGUUGUCCACACAGAACGGCACCAGAGGCUGCUGAGGAGUGCCUGGAUUGUCUGGAUGAUGGUUCUGUUUACUGGAAUUCCACAUCGGUGGGGAAUUAUGGACAAGGGCAGAAAUAUAUAAUCCUCUGUUGAAGGUCAUGAAGCAAUAGCCUGGAAUUGUGGGGGUGCUGGUUGCCUUUUCUUUUGAAUUCUGGACUUCUGAUGUCUCUUCAAAGCUUCAUGAUGCCAGCUGGUCUGGCUUGUAGCCACGGUGGAUAUUUAUUAACUCUUCAGUUUUGUGAAAUAGUAUGAAGGCUUUCCAAGACUAAUGGGGAGGAGGUGUUUUGGAUAAUACCCAAUGUAGACCUGACAUCUUCUACCAUGGACAAUGGAUGGUACCCAAUGUAGACCUGACAUCUUCUACCAUGGACAUUGGAUGGUACCCAAUGUAGACCUGACAUCUUCUACCAUGGACAAUGGAUGGUACCCAAUGUAGACCUGACAUCUUCUACCAUG